UUAUGAGCAGUUCAACUUUGCUCUUUAUGUUCUGUUGUCAUCAACGUACUGCCACUGGAGAGGUCAAAGGCCAACUAUUUGUCCAUGAGGACUUAAAACAGACAGAACUUAGAUUAUCAGACAGUAAUCAGACACAAAGAUCAGUCUAAAGUUCAUUGCCGUGGAACACCAGCAUACUAAAAGACUCAGCAGAGAUUCGAGACGAGGAGUACAGAAGAACAUCUAAGAAUUGUAUGUGCGUGUAAUCAAGUCAGAAAAGGACUAAGAAAAGAUCAGGACAGGCCCAUCUAAGUGACACAUCAGCUGGACUUCACAACACUCCUUCCUGAAAGAAGAUGGACAUCCUUGAGACAGAUGCUUAUGACAGGAGGCAGAGAAGAAAUAUGUCCUGCUCCCUCUUUUUCUCUCUCUUGCCUUUCUUUUUGUCCUCAGCUGUAUAUUUCUACCUGUGGGCUCCUGAUGCCCCUUCAUCCGUCAUGUCUGCAGGUGUCAAGUCAGCACCAGCUCUCCUACUGGCUGCAGUGGUGCUGAGCUGGAAUGGAGGUCAGAGUGUCCUGGGUGUGGCCGGGGGAUUGAUCUUCUCUGCUGUUGGUGACUGGUGCUUGGUAUGGCCUGAGCUUUUUCUACAUGGAAUGGGUGCAUUUGCCGUAGCACAUCUGCUUUACUCACUCUCCUUCCUAUCCAGCCGUUACGCAACUUACUCCUCCUCCGCCGCCUGGACACGUUUUCUCUAUCUGAUCCUGUUAUUAGUGGGAGGAGGUUUCUACAUCUACUUAUAUCCAUUCCUGCGGCAGGCGCCAAACUCCGAUCUACUAACUCCAGGUGUGGGGGUCUACGUCGCCCUGAUCACUCUAAUGAGUGGAUUGGCUAUUAGAACCCGUCGUGCAGCAACACUGUUUGGAAGCUUGAUCUUCAUGGUGUCCGAUUUGUCACUGGCUCUUCAAGUUUUCAAGGUGGUGGAACCCAUACAGCAUGGUCACAUUAUUGUCAUGGUGACAUAUUAUUUGGCUCAGCUACUGAUUGCGGUGGGUGACGUAAAGGCAGUGGAGAACAAAGAUGACUUCUCAAAAUGGAAGAGGUCCUAACCCAUAUACCUGCGGCAUCCCAAACAUCUGGAGUACCUUCUCUGCCCAUGUUUUCAGGGUUAAAACCCGAUCUUAAAAACACACACAGGACAAAAAGAAAAUAAACUGAAUUUG
This is a messenger RNA of Melanotaenia boesemani (Boeseman's rainbowfish), 1199 nucleotides long. It is a transcript of the gene tmem86b, whose product is annotated as transmembrane protein 86B. Lineage: Eukaryota; Metazoa; Chordata; Actinopteri; Atheriniformes; Melanotaeniidae. The record is from RefSeq and is a predicted model, not a curated record. Gene Ontology annotation, cellular component: membrane. Bases 336 to 1085 code for a protein of 249 amino acids. The transcript has 3 exons.